CAGAGAUGGCAGGAACGCUGGGAAUAUUUGAGAUAUGUCUGCUCUUCGCUGAAUUUCACAUGACUGCAGGCAUGACUGUAAACAUCCCAGAUAAAGUAUAUAAGAUUGCGAGAGGUGAUAAUGCGGUGAUUCCCUGCAUAUUCACACCGAGUGCAACUAUCUCAUCAAUAACAUGGACGGCAGCUUCAGACGUGAAGGAUGAUCCAGAGAUUAACGUCGCUGCUUACUUCACUACCACAAAUAAAAUUACGGUAUACAAGAGAUAUAAAGGCAGGGCAAACAUAGUGGAUGUGGAUAUGGUGAAAGGAAAAGCCAGCCUGAAGCUCCAGAGCGUCACCAGCGCCGACACGCGGGACUACGAGUGCAAAGUUCAGGAUCCGGAUGAUGAGGAAGGCACUCUGUCUGACAAGGCCAGUCUCGUAGUCCUGGUGGCUCCAUCAAAGCCCAUCUGCAAUGUUGUCGGGAAGACAGAAUACUUCCAGAACAUCGAGCUGACCUGCCGCUCUGAGGAGGGAACGCCGACACCGACCUACAAAUGGCAAAGCUACAGCGUCAAUAACGUCCCUCGACCGAUGCCGCUCAAGGCCACUGAUCAAAACGGGGCUUUGUUGCUCGUCAAUAUUUCCAUGGACACUUCCGGCUACUACAUCUGCACGUCCGCCAACGAAAUCAGAUCUGCGACGUGUAAUGUGACCCUGGCCGUCAUGCCACAGGUUCACAUGACUUCGGGCAUGACUGUAGACAUCCCAGAUAAAGUAUAUAAGAUUGCGAGGGGUGAUAAUGUGAUGAUACCCUGCAGAUUCACACCUCCAGCUCCAGGUGCGUCUGUCAUUAUAUCAUGGGCAGCAGCUCCAGACGUGCAGGGUGAUGCAGAGAUUAGCAUCGUCACUUACUUCAAUCCCAUUACAAUUACGGUAAAAAAGAAAUAUAAAGGCAGGGCAAGCCUGUUGCACGAUGUCGCGAGAGGAACAGCCAACCUGCAGCUCCAGAGCGUCACCAGCGCCGACACCCGAGUUUACCAGUGCAGAGUUGAGGUUGUGGGUGAUGAGGAGGGCAGUGCGUCUGACACGGCCAAACUCAUAGUCCUGGGAUUGAAUGAGCACGACACGACUAUCCCUCAGGACAAAAUGUUGUUCUGCACCAGGUAAUGCCCACUUUCUCACCCAGAUAAACCACAAUCACACCAUCCACGUCUACGUCAGCUGAUAUGCACCCACCUAUGAGCCAAGCCCACUCUGGUGAAGACGGCACUCACUGACUGGACCUCAAGUUCUUUCACUGAAUGUGCUUAACCUGCUGACCCAUCAUAUCAUUCUCAUUCAUGUUAUUCAUUAUUGUUGCUCUCCCUGCUCAUUCAUGACAGGCUACAUGGAUGGGCAGGGAAUUUUUGCACAGAACAGAACCAUACCACCAAACCAAAACUUUAUGCUAAGUAUCUAUCUUUUGACGAUAGUGGUCCUGACAGAAAUACAGUUCUCGAAACAAAGACACGUUUCUCAAAACUUUUAACACAUUCCACAUGCUUACACACAUGCUCCAAUUUGCUCAGUGUUUUCUGCAAAACUCUACACAAUAACAGCAUCAUUUUGCACAGGUUUAACCAUGUUCUCAUUCAGAAAACACAAACACACAAUAUAACUACCUCAAGCAUCAAAAACUGAUGACAGCAGUCAGAAUCUCAGGAUGAUAUGAACAAGAGGUGAUUAUGUGUUUUGGAAAAUGAAUCAUGGCAGUGGGAGACAAAGAGAAAUAGGAGGAGAAAAGAAAAAUGAAGGGGAUGAGGUCAAAGGUCGUUUGUUCCUGAUGAAAUACAAAGCACUACAGUUGACCACGUUCUUCUGCAUGGACUGACCGUCAGGGAAGAUGGUCUACAGGCUCAUCUACAAGGUUUCAAUACUACUGACACACACAAUAUAAUUACAGCACAUAGCAGCAGUACUUCAGAUGAGACAACUUUCAUUUUUCUAUGUACAGUACAUAUUGUAGCACAUGUUGUACACCCUCAAACUCAUUACUGUUGAAUUGAUUUGUAGCCAAGUAGUACCGUGUGUAAUUUUGAGAUUGUGUUUAUAGUUGUGAGAAAAUGGUGAAUUGUUUCAUGAACUGUGUGUUAGCAAUCGAGAAAAACUGUAAUACAAUGAGCUGGGCUUACACGAUUUUCAGUCAUGGACAAUUUGUUUUUUAUUAUCUGAUUUUCUUUCUCACACUUUAUUCAACCUGUGAAUGAUAAGCAGGUAACGCUUUAGAUUGCAAACCACAACAUACUGCGUAAGUGAACAGAAUGUACAGUUUUACAGAAUUUACAACUUUUUUGUAAUUAUAGUGUACCUAUUCAGUACCUCCGUGUAGGUAUAAGGGAAUAAUAUGCGAAGUUUGGGGAAUAAAGGGGUAAUAACCUGUAAAAUUACAAAUUAUUUCUACUUUAAGCAUUUUGAAACUAAGCGGUACCUAUUGUUAUAUAUCGUGGUAUGUAUGACCUAACAACAAUCUUAUAUUUGCAAGCGAUUUAGCAAAAACAUACACUGUGUAGGCCUACUUUUUAAACAUGCCGGGUUAUUUCUUAUUGCUUACACACUUUUUGCAGAAUUUGGCUCAUUAUGUCAAAACUCUACACACAAGCCAAUCAGACAUAGCACUUAGAGAUUACAGUUUUUUUCAACUGCUUACACACAAAAUCUUUACUUGUCACACAGUUUCUGAAAGCUGACACUCAAACAGCAGAAGCACACACCAAAUCUGCAAAACCUUACACUAAUUCUCAGACUUUGACUCAGUUUUCAAUUUCAGAAAACACUUUUUGCAAAACACAACACACAAUUCUCGAUGUAACACACACAAAUCUAACAGGAAGUAUCUUGAUUUCCUUUUUCAAACACAACCAUUUAAAAUGCCACACUAAUUCAUCAGCGCUUCACACUAACUCCUCACAUGCACAAACACUCACUGCUUUAUUUAAUACCAAGCAGUCAUGGCUUUAGAAUAGGCCUGUAAAUAGGCCACAGGUCAAGUUAUACAGUUUUUCUUGCUUCGUCGCUUUGAUGCAUUUCUCAGAUAAAAAAUGAAAUUCUCAAAACUACUUUGUUCAACCUCCACAUCAUCGAGUCACUUGUGCACAUCAUGAAAGCAGUUUCUCAUUCUUCUGAACAAGUUGCGAUUCCUUUGGUUCAUUCAUGCAGCUGAUCGUCUGCGGUUUCCUACAUUAUCAGCUGCUAAUGUCAUGUUGCUCAAAAUGUAUAGUUCUCUGUGCAGGUCAGACCGCUAGUACCAGAGUCUCUUUCAAUCAAUAUCACACAUACAGUAGUGUAAAUUUGUACUUUUGAAAUGGAUAUAUGGCAUACAAAAGAAGUGCAUUUCAAUACAGUAACUGUCAUCCAAACUGCUGUCAUAGUUUACAUCAGGUAAUACUUACAGAGUGCAGUGUUAUUUUGACAACAGGACUAAGCAUUUUGACGAUCUUGUUUGUGAACAAUGACACAAGGACUUUUUGUUCUGAUGGCACUAAUAUGUUCAUUGACAUAAAUACUUACUUUUGAGAGAUGAACUAAAGAUUUUGAGUAAGUGACAGGCUUUUGCAGGUAAUCCAUUGUGUGGUGCUGUUUGUAUGAAUUGUUUUGAGAAAUGCACACACUUCUUUGCUGGUAUUACAGUAAGGAUAAUUCGAGAAAUGCACCAAAGUGACGAAGAAAAACUGUAGGUUUUGAACAAUGGAUGCAAACAAUGUAUUUCCUUCUUUCUUACUGUUUAAUACCGUAUUCAGAACCACGAAUGCUUACAGUUAAAAAAAAAAAAGAAAAAGAGUUUGUUUUCAAUCUUACGUUCAUGUUUACCAUGAAUUUCUCAUGGAA
Molecule: messenger RNA, 3845 nt
Organism: Onychostoma macrolepis
Lineage: Eukaryota; Metazoa; Chordata; Actinopteri; Cypriniformes; Cyprinidae
Product: cell surface A33 antigen-like
Exons: 9
Coding region: 6-1148 (380 amino acids)
Cellular component (GO): plasma membrane
Source: RefSeq, a predicted model, not a curated record